AUGAGACGAAGCCUAGGAAAGUUUUCACACCAAGCUAUUGGACACACAGGUGGAAAAGCCAUUCUCUUGUCAUCAUCGUCCUCAUUUGAUUUCUCUACAACUGCCGGAAACAAUGGCGGUGGCGGUGGUGGUGGAGGUCGCGGCCGAGGAUCUGAUUUCCCUAAGUUCAGUUUAAUAGAUUCUGUCCCUGGCAAGAGAGAGCAAACGAAUCCUGAAGACGAUACAUCCUCACCGCCUCCAUUCGGCCAUGGUCGAGGUAAACCUCUCUCAUCGUCCCCAAAUAUUCCUCCAUUUUCAUUAAUUGGGGCCUCUGGUGCCAAUAGAGGUACUGUUGCUGGGCGUGGUCGAGGCACAUUCCAGUCUCCUCAAUUUGAAGAAAACUCUAGACAAACUGUGCCACCGCCUCCUCAAUCGGAGGAAAAAUUAAGCCCUAGAACUCCCGUAUUUUUUCGCAAGGACGGUCUCAAUUUCCCCCCGAAAGCACUAAACCAAGAUCAAUCAGAGAAUCAAGAAAAGGAUAAUCUCCCUAAAAGCAUCUUGUCUGUUCUAUCUGGUGCGGGCCGUGGGAAGCCUACUCAAUCCACUACACAUGUUGAGAAGGUGGAGGAAGUAAACCGGCAUAUCAAACCUAGACAAUCUGUGCAGCCUCGGCCAACAUCUCCUAAGAUGAGUCAAGAGGAGGCAAUAAACAGGGCAAGAGGUAUUCUUUUCAAGGAGGGAGAUGGUGGCGCUGAAUAUGGUGGGAGUGAGACCCAAGGAGGAUUUAGAGGAAUGGGGGCAAGAGGUGGUGGUGGUGGUGGCAGAGGGCAAAGGGGAGGUUUUGUUGGGAGGGGAAGAGGAAUGGGGAGAGGAAGGGGAAGGGGAAGAGGAAGGGGGAGGGGAAUGUCUUAUCGUGAUGAUGAUGGCGAUGAUGAAGAUGAGGAAGAAACAGCGGAUGACAAAGCUAAUGCUGAGAAGCUUGCAAGAUAUCUUGGGCCUGAAAAAAUGGAUCUUUUGGUUCAAGCAUAUGAAGAAGCUAGUGCAAGCGUGCUGCCUAGUCCGGAGGAAGACGCCUAUGUUGAUGCAAUGCAUACCAAUCUUUUGCUAGAAUGUGAACCAGAGUAUUUGAUGGCUGAGUUUGAUUCUAAUCCCGACAUUGAUGAGAACCCUCCCAUUUCUCUUCGAGAUGCUCUUGAGAAAAUGAAGCCUUUUCUAAUGGCUUAUGAAGAUAUUCAAACUAACAAAGAAUGGCAGGAUGUUGUGGAAGAGACAAUGAAGAAUCUCCCUCUAAUGAAAGAGCUUGUAGAUUAUUAUAGUGGACCUAACAGGGCAACUGCAAAAAAACAAGGGGAGGAGCUGGAAAGAGUUGCGAAAACUCUGCCUGCAAGCACACCUCCGUCUGUAAAGCGCUUUACUGACCGAGCUGUUCUCUCUCUCCAGAGCAACCCAGGAUGGGGAUUCGAUAGAAAAUGUCAAUUUUUGGAUAAGCUUGUGUGGGAGGUUUCACAGAGUUACAAGUGAUUUUCUACUAUUUUUUGGAUCAACUUCUCAUGACUGGUAUAUGGAUCUCUCUUUGUAGUGGUCGGCCUUCUAGAUGCUUCUUUUUGGUUUCCAACUGGUAAAACCUUAAAUUGACGUUUGGUUAUAUGUACUCUUGUAUUUUUGUUUGUAAUAAUCCAUGUUGGAAUUUUGUUUGAUUUGGUAUUA
Messenger RNA from Cynara cardunculus var. scolymus (artichoke), 1686 nucleotides. Its product is annotated as aspartate, glycine, lysine and serine-rich protein. Bases 1 to 1500 code for a protein of 499 amino acids. NCBI's taxonomy places the organism in Eukaryota, Viridiplantae, Streptophyta, Magnoliopsida, Asterales, Asteraceae. The record is from RefSeq and is a predicted model, not a curated record. The transcript is spliced from 4 exons.